Centropristis striata (black sea bass) is the source of this 2009-nucleotide messenger RNA. RefSeq names its product butyrophilin-like protein 2. The transcript has 8 exons. Bases 87 to 1544 code for a protein of 485 amino acids. The record is from RefSeq and is a predicted model, not a curated record. NCBI's taxonomy places the organism in Eukaryota, Metazoa, Chordata, Actinopteri, Perciformes, Serranidae.
CCGGGUGUUUUAUUGUGAAGGCUGUGAGCGGAAGCAGCCAGCAGCCGUUAAAUGUCCGUUAGAGCCGUUACAGUGACGGUAAAGUGAUGUUUCAUCUUCACACUUCAACAACUAUGAAGCUGCUUCCUGUCGCCUGUCUCUGUCUCCUGACUCGCUGUGGAAAAACGUCUGCUGAUGAAAACGGACCAGGUGUGGUCAGAGUGGCGGUGGAAGAAGGAGGUGAUGUCGUUUUACCGUGUUCCCGCAGCAACAAGGAGAACGUUGAGAAAACUGUGUUUGACUGGAAGAAAGACGGUCUGGAUGUUUUCUUCUAUGAGGCAGGAAAACAUUACAACAACGGCCAAGAAGGUCAGAGCGAGCAGUUCAAAGGACGAGUUUUUCAUUUUCAGGAUGAACUGAAGUACGGAAACGCCUCCAUAAGAGUCCAGAAAACAAAGAUGGCUGACAGCGGAAACUACACCUGUACUUUCCCAAAGAAACAAACAUCCCACAUCAUGCUGUUCGUAGAUCCUGAUCCAGAGCGCUCUGUCUUAAAAGACAGAUCGGAGGAAAAGAUCCCAGGAGCAGCUCCAGAGCCAUACACCAAGAUACUUCCUCAGACAGAUGAUGGAGUGCUGCUGCAGUGUGAAGUUCGAGGUGUUUCUCCAGAACCUGCAGUCGAGUGGCGGGACGGUUCUGGAAACAAACUUCCUGCUAAAGAACCACAGGUCUCAGAAAGAGAAAGUCGUUUCUACAUCACUCUUCAAGUUACUGUGACCAAAACUGACAACUAUCGCUGCGUCGUCACUCAGGAGGAAAUCAAACAUCAGAUUUCUGCUGAGACCUUUGUGCCUCUCAGUGGUGCAGCUUCAACACCAUCAGUCACAACACUUGAUCAGACAAAUGACUGGUCUCUGUUACAGUGUGAAGUUCAAGGAGCUUCUCCAGAACCUGCAGUCGAGUGGCGGGACGGUUCUGGAAACAAACUUCCUGCUAAAGAACCACAGGUCUCAGAAAGAGGAGGCAGCUACGACAUCAUCCUCCAAACUACUGUGACCAAAACUGACAACUAUCACUGCGUCGUCACUCAGGAGACGAUCCACCAUCAGACUCGUGCUACAACUUAUGUGCAUUUCAGUGGUGCAACUUCAAAACCAUCCGUCACUAUACUUGAUUUUAAGAAAGACCAGGCUUUGUUACAGUGUGAAGUUCAAGGAGCUUCUCCAGAACCUGCAGUCGAGUGGCGGGACGGUUCUGGAGACAAACUUCCUGCUAAAGAACCACAGGUCUCAGAAAGAGGAGGCAGCUACGACAUCAUCCUCCAAACUACUGUGACCAAAACUGACAACUAUCACUGCGUCGCCACUCAGGAGACGAUCCACCAUCAGACUGAGGCCACGAUUCAUAUUUAUAUCGGAGAAUCCAACACUGGAUGGAUUGUUGCUGUUGCAGUUCUCAGCACUCUUUACGUUGGUGUGCUUCUAGCUUUGCUCAGAGAAAAAGGUUACAUCUCACGAAAUUGUCUUCAUGAUAGAGCAAGAUGGAAGUGCAACAAACCGGCCUAAUGGUGAAGGUCCCAGAUUGGAGACAGCAGAAGAGAGGAAGUGUCCUUUAAUGCUGACAGAGCAGAAUAUAUCAUUCUAUUGAAUGAGAAUUAAAUGAGUAGUUUGUUGAUUUCUGAUAUAAAGUGAUUGAACUUCGCUUUUGUGCAGCUUAAAUAGAAAAAUUAACAGAAAUAAUGUUUAUUAUGACAGCUUUUUGUACUUUGUUGAUUGUAUUCCUUUAUUUUUAUAUUCUAGUUAUUUCAUGCAUUUGAUUUCUGCUCUUGCACUGCUCAACAUUUAUAGAUUUAAUUCCAGGCAGCACAGAUUCAAAUCAUAAUCAAACUGUUGCUGAGGACAUUAGACUGAAGAACCUGCAUGAAUAAGGUGCAGCUUCUUAGAAACUUGUAAGAUUUAAUCUCAGAAAAACAACAACAAAAAUUAAUGUAAAAUGAGCUAUAAAGGGACGCACUAGAACAAGCUCCAGGU